UGUGUGACACGUCAAAAAGGAAUGUUUAGACAAGACGUUAUACACUUUUCAGAAGUCCAUUUUAUUUUCGCGUUGUGUUCAAAAGCAAAGCUUGUUUCUUUCCACAAGAUUUCAGCUACAAUAUUGAUAUGGCUUGAUCUGAGCUCAUGCCAUGAAGACAAAAUUUACUUUUUGGUUGCGUGCCUCAGACGUCCUCGCAUCUUUGCUAUCCUUGCUUCUUUUCUUCUGGAACGUGGGAGCGAAUGCGUGGGCUGUGGUAUCCUUUUACCAGGAGCACAAAUACUUCUCCAUGGGACUGUUUAUAUUUCUAAUACUCAGUUCCUCGGUGCUACUGCAGAUCUUUAGCUGGCUCUGGUACACUGAUUCCAAUGAAAAAUUGCACUCCAAAGUAGAGAGGUUUAUAAACAGACAUGGAUUACUCGCUCUGGUGCACAUCUUGCAGCUUGGAGUCUUCCUCAGGUGUUUAGGUAUGUUGGAACUGUCAAUCAGCAGCUUUGAACAGAAGUACACUUUGCAAAAUGAGAAUGCUGAGAAUCUAGGUCACGAUCUCAGCACUCUCGGUCUGUUUAAGGCGUUCUCUGAAAGUGCUCCACAGCUCAUACUAAUGCUAACAAACAUCAUCCAGAUGCAGGACUUUCAGCUCUUUACAGUCAUUAAAAUCAUCAGCUCUCUUUCCUCCCUCUCCUUCACCGUGUUGUCCUACCAUCGCAGCAUGCGUGCGUUCGUCCCUGAGAAGCUUAAGAUGGGAUGGUCUUCCUCUAUAAUCUACUUCCUGUGGAAUCUGUUCCUGAUUGGCCCACGUGUGGUGUCUGUGUCCCUCUUUGCCUCCGUCCUGCCCUGCUACAUCACCGCUCACUUCCUGUCCCUGUGGACGCUGCUGGUCCUCUGGUCCUGGUGGCAGAAGACAGACUUCAUGGUCACUAAAGCUGGAGAAUGGCUGUACCGGGCCACCGUAGGCCUCAUCUGGUACUUCACCUGGUUUAAUGUAGCAAGUGGAAAUAAGAAACUCAGAGGAAUCAUCUAUCACAUGGUUAUGGGGGCGGAUACGAUGCUGCUGUUAGGAUUAUGGUGGUGGAGGAGAUCUGUGGAAUCAGCUCGUCUUAGUCCACUACCUAUUAAUCCCUACCUACUGAUUGUUAUGUUAAUGAUAAUCUAUAUUAUAGGAGUCCUACUGAAACUGGUUUAUUACUGGAAAUUUCAUCCUAAACAACCAGACUUACAGAAGGAUGAGAAAGAUGGGAUAUCACAGAUGAAACCACAGGCACCAUGUUAUGAUAUAGUGGACUCAGGAGAGAAGCCUGAAACUGAACCUGAAUCUGUCCUCACUGCUUCAGCCCUGACUCAAAGAUUCGCAAGCGGCAUCCACAAGAGGAUGAGAAACAUGGCUGUGAAUUUCUACUGCUAGUAAAAAUGACAGACAAAUGACCUAUUAUUGCAAACAAAACUUCCUAACAAACUGGGAUAUGCAAAGAAAAGAAUUUCACUGUACUGUAAUGUAUAUGUGACAAAUAAAGGCUUUCUGUUUUUCUUUCUUUCUUUCAAACUUUACUGGCAAACCUUCUGCUAGCAUAAACAUGUAGCUCACAGCUCCAGGGUCUCCACUUCCAUCCUGAGCUUGGGUUUACACUCUGUGUGAAGUUUCACAUGUUCUCCCCAUGUCCAUGAGAGUUUUCUCAGUGUUCUCUGAUUUCAUCCCAUCUCCCAAAAACCAUCUAAUAGGUUUACUGGCUAUGCUAAAUUGCCUUUAGGUGUGAAAGAGAAUGUGAAAGUGUCUGUACAUGGUGCCCUGUGAUGGACUGGUGUAGGCUCUGGAUCCACCACAACCCUGACCAGGGUGAAAUAGUUAGUGAAGAUGAAUGCAGUUUUUACUUUACACUAUAUGGCCAAAGGUUUAUGCAUACCUGACCAUCACACCCAUAUAUACUUGUUGAACAUCCCAUUCCAGAUUUAUUCCCCCUUUGCUGUUAUAAUAAGCUCCACUCUUCUGGGAAGCUUUCCACUAGAUGUUGGAGCGUGGCUGUGGGGAUUUAUGUUCAUUCAGCUACAAGAGCAUUAGUGAGAUCAGGCGCUGAUGUUGUGUGAGGAGGUCUGGGGUUCAGUCGGUGUUCCAGUUCAUCCCAAAGGUGUUCAGUGGGGUUGAGGUCAGGGCUCUGUGCAGGACACUCGAGGGCAUUAAUCUAGACCUGUUAUUUGGCUUAUUGACAGAACUACUGUUAUAGAUAAUUGAUCAACAGUUGCUGACCAAUCAGAUUUGACAAUUCAACAAUGCUGUGGUACAAUAUAUAAUAUUUGAAUACAUUUUAACCAUGUUGAAUACGGUGAAUGAUGUGUGCUGUGUCAGUUACAUUUACUGUACUGUGUGUAGGAAUAACUGAAAUGAUUGAAUUCUUAAAACCUUUUCCUAUGAUGUUGAAUUUUCUGAUGAAGUUGUAUGUUUACUGCUCAAUCCAUUUUGUUUAAAUUAUACGAUUUAUGUGAAUUUUGAUUAUUUAAAAAAUGUCCACUCUGUUACAUUGUGAUUACAGUGAAUUUGUUAAAAUACAUUUUAAAACACCUUUCUAGUUCUAUUUGCUCUUUUGGCUCAGAAUUUCCCUUGCUGAUUUAUGUGCUUGCUGACUCCCUCCUCCGCUAUUUCCUGCAGGAAGCACGUGGAGGAAGACUGGACUUUGUAAAAAAAAAAUAAUCAGAAAGCAGAAGUGAGGAAACAUCUUUAGUAAAGGUCAGCUGUAAUCAGAGUGGAGUAUAUCAGAGACUAAAGUGACUGUUUCAAAAAAUACUGAAGCUUCUUAAGCUGUAACUGACAUGGUUUGAGCGAAACCAGGUUUCAAGAAGAGCGUUGCGUGUUGUAUCACACAUCUGCAGCAGGGCCACACAC
Pangasianodon hypophthalmus (striped catfish) is the source of this 2875-nucleotide messenger RNA. RefSeq names its product XK-related protein 8-like. The record is from RefSeq and is a predicted model, not a curated record. Gene Ontology annotation, biological process: phosphatidylserine exposure on apoptotic cell surface; engulfment of apoptotic cell; apoptotic process involved in development. NCBI's taxonomy places the organism in Eukaryota, Metazoa, Chordata, Actinopteri, Siluriformes, Pangasiidae. Gene Ontology annotation, cellular component: plasma membrane. Bases 152 to 1405 code for a protein of 417 amino acids. The transcript has 3 exons.